Messenger RNA from Aspergillus alliaceus, 435 nucleotides. RefSeq lists its product as uncharacterized. The coding region runs from base 1 to 435 and encodes 144 amino acids. NCBI's taxonomy places the organism in Eukaryota, Fungi, Ascomycota, Eurotiomycetes, Eurotiales, Aspergillaceae. The transcript has 4 exons. The record is from RefSeq and is a predicted model, not a curated record.
AUGUCGUCAAUUGCCGCCAUGGCCUCCCGCCGGGCCUUUGCCCGCCAGUCUCUUUUCCGUACCCCCGCCCGCCGUUUCUACAGCUCCAAGGUGGAGGAGGCUAGCCUCGACAAGGCUCCUCGUCGUGACCCUGAGCUUUACGUUUUGCUCGGUGUCAUGUCUGGUGCUUUCCUUGUCGCUGGAUGGUACUUCGGAAAGAAGCCCACAUCCGUGACCUCCGAGAGCAACGUGCGUAUUGGCGAUAGCGCUAUGCCCUGGGAACGUGAGGACGACGGCAAGGUCUACAAGUACCAGUAUCACCCUCACGGCGACAAGAGCCAGCCUCUCAGGAACGCCCCCAGCGCCCUGAACACUGUCAUUGUGCCUAAUGUUACUCUGCCAGCUGACCUCCACGAGCGUUUCAACAAGUACGGCAAGGAGGAGUGGGACUACUAA